GUGGGGGAACCUUUGCCCAUGGCCCCAAUUAGGCCUGCCAGGCCAUUUUGGCCAAACACCACUCGUUGCCCUAUGUCUGAUAUUUUAUAUCAUGUCUGGUGUCUGGCAGGUAAAAGUGGCGUUAGCAAAGGCCCACAUGGUUUGAUUUCAAACUGCACAGGCAGAAAUGAGUCGCCGUGAUGUCAAGUGAAUGGCAGGUGGGUAACUGCCCACAUGUCAAACUUGACUUGCAGGGCAUGAGGAGGAUAAGGACUAGGGGCUGCCAGACAGAUCCAGCUCCUCACCCUGUUGUACUUCAUAGUGACCGAAAAUGUUGUUCCAGUCCUUUCCUAUCAUGAAGCAGCCCCAGCUUUCAACAGGAUAUGUUUUGUUGUAGCUUCACUGUUUCCCUACAGUUACAGGUAGGUAGCCGUGUUGGUCUGACGUAGUCGAAAAAAAAUAAAAAAAAUUCCUUCCAGUAGCACCUUAGAGACCAACUAAGUUUGUCAUUGGUAUGAACUUUCGUGUGCAUGCACACUUCUUAAGAUACUUCCCUACAGGUUAAGCAUAGGAAUGGGGACAGUUUGGAAGGCAGAAACUGAAGUGGGGCUAGAGGCAACAGCAGUAUUGGGGAUCUGCUAUCUUGUGAUACAGAGUAGAUAACCUGGGUGUUCCUGGGACAUGUAAGCAUUAAUGAGGAGGAUUCCUCAAGUCCAUACCCCCAGGUGGCUGUCUGUGUAUCGCUUUGAGCUUCUCCAGAAUAAUGGAGGCAUCUUUAGGAAAAGUGAGAUGAACCAUGCAUGCAAAGUACACUCGAUUACUGUUAGCAUUCUAACAUUCUGCCUUUUAUGAUGCAUGCUCAGUAAGAAUGUUUAGGGGUCUAGAAUUCUUAACAUUACCUUCAAAGGAAUUUUUCGCAGUAAAGUUGGUAACUUGUUUUUGUAUUGGGAACAUUUACAAAUUCAGAUCAGCAUGAGUAAUGUAGGAAUUCACAGUGAAUGCUGCGGUGCAUGAGGAUAUAAUUUUAGAAGCCUGGUUUGGGGGGAAAAACCCAUUACUUUCUAGUUUUUGCUUGAAAGCUGUGAUAUUUAGAGAUCUUAUUUUAUGGUUUAAAAAACAGGCUGUCUUAACUGCUGUUUUAAAAAUCUGUUUAUGUGAUCUGCUAGAAUGUAGGUGUUUAACACAAAACAAUACUGAUUUGGGCUAGAAAUGUAUGGUUAGUGUUGUUGCUUCCUGUAUUCAGUUAUUCAUUGAUAUCUCUCUUGAAACUUCUUACAAAUCUAAAUUGUAAUACCUCAACAAAAGUAUCAUUUAAUACUGCUUCUGAACUUGGGAGUAUCUGGUUAGCUCAGAUUCUAGUUACGUCAGACAGAAGAGUAUCAAACCAUGGUUUUAUGAUCCUAGUUUACUCAGUAACUGGAGAUUUUAAACUACAUCCAGAGUUCAGAUACAACAGGGAACUCUGGUUCAUUUUGCAUUGAAGAUGGAAGCUUUUCAAUCUCCUCUUGCAUGUGAAAGAGCAAUGGGUUGGUUAAGGCUUGCUGUGGCUACUGCAGGUUUCAAUUCAGCAUCGCCUUGCCUCCAGUACCAGCAACAGCUGUGCUCCUUGAUCAAUGUGACGGUCUGGAAUGCUUCAGCAACUGACGAAAUGAUUGAGGGUAGCGGAAGAUAUGAUUUUUACAUUGGUCUGGUAUUGGCAAUGAGCUCCAGCCUUUUCAUUGGUGGGAGUUUCAUCCUGAAGAAGAAAGGUCUCCUUCGAUUGGCUAGGAAGGGCUCCAUGAGAGCAGGACAAGGUGGCCAUGCAUACCUUAAAGAGUGGCUCUGGUGGGCUGGACUCUUGUCAAUGGGAACUGGCGAAGUUGCGAACUUUGCUGCCUAUGCAUUUGCACCAGCUACAUUGGUGACUCCCUUAGGAGCUCUAAGUGUUCUUGUAAGUGCCAUUCUCUCAUCAUACUUUUUAAAUGAAAAGCUCAAUCUGCAUGGAAAAGUUGGGUGUUUGUUAAGUGUACUGGGUACAACUGUGAUGGUAAUUCAUGCACCCCAAGAAGAGGCAGUGGAAACUUUGAAUGAAAUAUCCCACAAGCUGGGUGAUCCAGGUUUUGUGGUCUUUGCUACAUUUGUUGUCAUUGUGUCCUUAAUAAUGAUCUUUGUGGUGGGACCACGGCAUGGACAAACCAACAUUCUUGUGUACAUAACAAUAUGCUCAGUCAUUGGAGCUCUGUCUGUUUCCUGUGUAAAAGGCUUGGGCAUCGCUAUAAAGGAACUUUUUGCUGGGAAGCCCGUGCUGACGCAUCCUUUAUUCUGGAUUCUGCUGCUAAGUCUUAUUGUCUGCGUUAGCACGCAGAUCAACUAUUUAAAUCGAGCCCUGGAUAUAUUCAACACUUCCCUCGUGACACCAAUCUAUUAUGUAUUCUUCACAACAUCUGUUUUAACUUGCUCUGCUAUCCUCUUCAAAGAGUGGCAACACAUGGCAGCUGACGACGUUAUUGGUACUCUUAGUGGCUUUCUCACUAUAAUAGUGGGGAUAUUUCUAUUGCAUGCCUUUAAGGAUGUCAACUUCACCCUAGCAAACUUGCCUGUGUCUUUACGUAAAGAUGACAGAGGAAUAAAUGGCUCUUUGCCAAGCACAUACGAACGCUUCAACGAUGAAGAAAGUGGAAGCCGUGUAGGUGAUCUGCAGUCCACAGAGGGAGUGGCCUCUAGGAGAAAUGGGAACCUGGGAGCAUCUUAAGAAGAGAGCAAUUCUGUAACUGUGUUGUUGUGGAAUGUCAUUUUUAAGUGCUUGUCAGAAACAAAUGUAUUUAAACAGUAUGUAUAGACAAUCGUUUGUUUUUAGGUUUGACUAGUUUGGACCAAGAACAGUGGUGGAUUUUUAUUUGCCUUUUCAUUUUUUAAAAAAAAUACUAAAGGACUCCAAAAACAUGUUUUGCUAAAUUACCUGUGAACAUGUAAAAUACUAAUUUUUUUGUUUAGGACUUACUUAUUGCACUAAUGACAAUUUUAACAAAUAAAAUGCUUUAUUUCUGCAUGAGUGA
Messenger RNA from Zootoca vivipara (common lizard), 3014 nucleotides. The record is from RefSeq and is a predicted model, not a curated record. NCBI's taxonomy places the organism in Eukaryota, Metazoa, Chordata, Lepidosauria, Squamata, Lacertidae.